GCAGCACUAAUCGCACCCUCACGCAUACGUUCCGUCCCGUGUGACCGCACCAUUACAUCAUGGUCGGCCCUGCUCCAAAGCGAACGACGUGAGCGACGCUUAUAAGCGCGUUAGCGUCCAAAGCGAACGCAGUUUUUAUAUUGUAAAUAAGAGCAGUGGCGGACUCGGAGGCACUUUAAAAAAAGUUUUUAAAAAGAGUUUUUAUAUUAAUCAAUGUAAAUCAUAAAAAAUGAGUAUCACGAAAUAUACAAAAAUAUUGGGAACCCUUAACAUCACAAAGCAAAUGCUUAGUCGAAGGUACUUGUUCACAAAUAUAAGGACUGACUUAAAACAUAAUAUCUCUUUGAAGUAUCGCUUAUUCACAUCACAGAAGAUACAAAUUAAAGAAAUAAAUACCAUAUCUCGUGGUUAUGCUUCAAAAGGAAACAAUAAAUAUAACAAAAUGGUAGGAUCCUGGUUACUCACAUGCAGUGGUAUGGUUUUUAUAACGGUUACUUUAGGUGGUAUAACAAGACUAACCGAAUCAGGUUUAUCCAUGGUUACUUGGAACUUGUUAGGAGAAAAAAUGCCUCUUAAUGAAACACAAUGGCUUUUAGAGUUUGAACAUUACAAACAAUUUCCUGAAUAUAAAAUAAGUAACCAGAAUAUAUCUUUGGAGGAGUUCAAGUGUAUUUGGUGGAUGGAAUAUUUGCAUAGAAUGUGGGGACGGUUAAUUGGUGUUGUAUUUAUAGUUCCAGCAUCAUGGUUUUGGUUUAGUGGUAUGUUAAGUAGCAGAAUGAGAAAACGGGUUCUUGUCUUAGGCUCGUUAAUUGGCUUGCAAGGACUUAUGGGAUGGUAUAUGGUUAAAUCUGGGCUAGAAGAUCGUUUUGUAGAACCUACCGAUGUGCCACGAGUGUCGCAGUAUCGGUUAGCUGCGCAUCUGGGAUUGGCAUUAUUUAUAUAUACUGGAUUUCUUUAUAAUGCACUGGAUCAUUUAAUGCCUGCUCAAAGACCAAUUGCUGAUCUCUCUACCAAAGUUGUAAAUGAUGCAACAAAGGCAGUGAGGAGAUUUAAAAAUUUGAUUUACACAACAAAAGGAUUUAUCUUUUUCACUGCUUUAUCAGGUGCUUUUGUUGCUGGAAUGGACGCUGGUCUAAUUUAUAAUACUUUCCCAAAAAUGGCAGACAAAUGGAUACCUGAUGAUUUAUUUGUUAAAUCACCUACAUGGAAAAACUUCACAGAAAAUCCAACCACACUUCAAUUUAACCAUAGGAUUCUGGGAAUUACUACCAUAACAUUGAUAACUUUGCUGGGCAUCGUAUCGCGUAAACAUAAACUUCCUGGUCGAGGAAGACAAGCAAUAACUGCAUUACUUUGCACUGGUUAUCUUCAAGUACUUUUAGGUAUAUCAACUUUAUUGUAUCAUGUUCCUACAGCACUGGCUGCAUCUCAUCAAUCUGGUAGCCUUUUCCUUUUAAGUACUAUAGUUUGGUUGUGUCACGAAUUAAAGUAUUUAAGAAAAUUUGUUAAAUAAGUUCAUCUAUAUGAUAUCAAUAUAAUAAAAUAAUUAAAGAUUUAUAACGUAAACUAUGUUUUUCUAUAGAUUUUUAUAUAAAUAUAAAAUUUUUGUUAAUUCCUAAAAUUACCACUAUUCAUAUCUACUCUAUUAACAUAAAUAUUCAUGUAAUAUUUUAAGUAUUGGGAUGUAAAGCUUUUAUACAGUAUUUUUAUAAUAUACGUUUUAUUUCAUAGUAUAUUAUAUUAUAAUAAUCAGCAAUCUUUAAAAACUAUUGUAUAUACAUAUUUGUUUUCUAAAAUAACAUGUAUAUUAUCAAAUGUAUUUUAACAUCAAAUAAUUAUUUUGUUUUCUUAUAA
Molecule: messenger RNA, 1854 nt
Organism: Odontomachus brunneus
Lineage: Eukaryota; Metazoa; Arthropoda; Insecta; Hymenoptera; Formicidae
Product: cytochrome c oxidase assembly protein COX15 homolog
Exons: 6
Coding region: 230-1513 (427 amino acids)
Biological process (GO): heme A biosynthetic process
Cellular component (GO): mitochondrial inner membrane
Molecular function (GO): oxidoreductase activity, acting on NAD(P)H, heme protein as acceptor
Source: RefSeq, a predicted model, not a curated record